AUUUCUCCAUAAUCUGCCGUUUAUUGAAAACAGAAGAACGCGCGAAAGGCCAAUCGCGUUUGUAGGGUGAUUCUUCAAAUGGGAAAUCCACAAUAUCUGGACUCUUUUGUUGUCCUCCAAGGUUUCAAUUUUUGGUUUUUGGAAUUACCCAAAAUACCGGAGAAGAUACGGAUUCCUCCUGCCCCCAAUUCGAAUUCUUUCCCACUCCCACAUUUCCGAAACAAUCUGAUUAUUUUCCCGGAAUUUCUUGAUUUUUUCCCUUGCAAUGUGACUUGUGCUUAAGGGGAUUCGAUCCCAGAUUUCUGCAUUCGAGGAUCUGGGUAAUGCUCUUCUUCGUGGUCGGGAUCGUUAUAUUGAGGUUUUUGAUGGAAAGAAAUUCCAAUGAAUGAGGGACACAUGCCUAAGGCAAUGGGGUUGGGGAAGAUUAGGUUAGGUCUCAGGACGGGGAUUAUGGGCUGCAUUUGCUCUAAGGGAGCUUUAAUUAAGAAACUAACGAAGAAGCACACUAAAGGGAAGGAUAAAGAAGCAAGGAAAAGGUCACCAUUUCGGGAUACUUGUAAACAUAAUGAUGUAUCAGUGGAGCUUGAGAACGGCACUCAGGAGGCAACUCUACUACUUAUUUCUCCCGAAACUGCUGCGGGUUCCACACCAUCAGACAAGGGGGACAAGAAGCGUGCGGUGCCGAAGAUUAAAAAGCAUCACACAAUGAAUGGGGUUGGGGGUGGGGUGCAACCUCAGAUAAGCAGAGUGUUCAGUGUGAGGGAUGGAAUUGACGGAGCACAAAUUGUUGCAGGGUGGCCAUCUUGGCUUACUGCAGUGGCUGGGGAAGCUAUCAAAGGAUGGGUUCCUCGAAAGGCAGAUUCAUUUGAGAAGUUAGACAAGAUCGGUGAAGGGACAUAUAGUAGUGUGUACAGAGCUCUUGACCUUGAAACCGGACAUAUAGUUGCCUUAAAGAAAGUGCGGUUUGUAAACAUGGACCCAGAGAGUGUUCGGUUUAUGGCAAGGGAAAUUCUCAUUCUCCGUAGGCUUGAUCACCCAAAUGUUAUGAAGCUGGAAGGUCUUGUGACAUCUAGGGUUUCAUGCCAGAUAUAUCUUGUGUUUGAAUAUAUGGAGCAUGACCUUGGUGGUCUUAGAGCAUCACCCGAUAUAAAAUUCGAUGAAUCACAGAUUAAAUGCUACAUGAAACAACUCCUUUGUGGACUUGAACACUGCCAUGGUCGCGGAGUUUUGCACCGUGACAUCAAGGGCUCUAAUCUUUUGGUUGACAAUAAUGGGAAUCUCAAGAUAGGUGACUUUGGACUUGCAACAUUUUUCCGUACCAACCAAACACAGCCGCUAACGAGUCGUGUAGUCACGUUGUGGUAUCGGCCUCCAGAGCUUUUGCUUGGUGCCACUGAUUAUGGAGUAGCUGUGGAUUUGUGGAGCACUGGUUGCAUCCUUGCUGAACUGUACACCGGAAAACCUAUCAUGCCUGGAAGGACCGAGGUUGAACAGCUUCACAAAAUCUUUAAGCUUUGUGGCUCACCAUCUGAUCAAUACUGGAAGAAUUCAAAAUUGCAGAAUGCAACAAUUUUUAAACCUCAGCAGCCAUAUGAACGCCGUAUUGCUGAGACCUUCAAGGAGCUGUCUCCUUCAGCUUUAUCAAUUCUGGAUUGUCUUCUAGCUUUAGAACCUGAGCGCCGGGGAACUGCAAAAUCUGCGCUUCAAAGUGAGUUCUUCACAACAAUGCCUCUUCCAUGUGAUCCAUCAUCAUUGCCCAAGUACCCACCAUGUAAGGAAUUUGAUGCCAAGGUGCGGGAACAGGCACUUAGAAGGCAAACCGGUGGUGGGAGUAAAGAUCCUGAAGCUGUUCCGGCACCUAGUGAUCUCACCAAGUUGCAAACAGCUUUAAAGAAAUGGCAAGGACAGUUAAACUUCAAGAAACGUGGAGGUGGGUUGACUGAGGUUGAUUCUUCAAGACGUGGAGGAGGUUCGGUGCUAAGAAGGUCUGCAUCCUUCAGAGCCCGGGGGUCAACAGCCCAGAUAUCAAUGUUCUGUAAUUCUGCAGCUCCCAAUGGCAGCGCGAGUUUGGAUUUCAAUAGGGACUCAAGUGUCCAUUCAAACUGGCACAGGCUUGCUUCAAAAUAUAAUCGAAUAACAGACGCCAUGUCUGUUCAUCUGGGGAGAUCAAAUCACUCCCAGAAGGAAGAGCAACCGACUAGGAAGGAUUCUAUGAUGGGCUAUGUACCGAAGAAUGGAAACAUACACUACUCUGGGCCUUUGAUUCCAGCAGGGGGGAACAUAGACGAAAUGCUGAAGGAGCACGAGAAGCAGAUCCAAAAUGCUGUACGCAAAGCCCGUCUCGACAAAACCAGCAAGGGCCAAAAAGUUUACAGUGACUAUGGACACUCGGAAUCCCUCUUGCAGUAUGGGGGCAAUGGACGGUAACUAUCAAUGUAACUUUCAGAAAGAGAACAAAGUGCAGCAAUGUACAAAAAAGGAUGAAUAAAGAUGACACGUUUUAUUACCAGCUUGUACAAAAGUAAUUUUGUACAUCAUAUUUUUGUUGCACACAAUAUUCUUGUUCAAUUUUUACAUGGUCAAUCCUUCUCUGUAUGUAAAAAGCUACUCCAUAUUAAAAAGGGGGGUUAUCAUUCUUGCAAUUGUAUAGGAAGUUGAUACUGUUUGAUGUAUUCUUAGAGCCAGCCAGAUUCAGAUAGUAUUUUUAUAUUUCAGGGUAAAUGGUUCUUGGAGAUUUUCCUCAUUCAAAUCUGGUAUAUAUGAAAAUGUUGUACAUUCUUGAAUGUAUAUAUUUGCAAUACUAUGUUUUAAGGUC
Messenger RNA from Cuscuta epithymum, 2815 nucleotides. The record is from the annotation of a GenBank genome assembly. NCBI's taxonomy places the organism in Eukaryota, Viridiplantae, Streptophyta, Magnoliopsida, Solanales, Convolvulaceae.